Molecule: messenger RNA, 3582 nt
Organism: Miniopterus natalensis
Lineage: Eukaryota; Metazoa; Chordata; Mammalia; Chiroptera; Miniopteridae
Source: RefSeq, a predicted model, not a curated record
AUGCCCGAGGAGGGGGCAGCGGAGUUAUCAGAGGUCCCGGGCGCCUCCGGACAGCGGCGGCUGCGGGACGAGCGAAGGAAAAUAAGCCGAGGGGGCCUGGUGCGGCGGCGGCGGGGAUCCUGGCAGUGCCCGCGGAAACCUUUCCAGAGAAGUAACAUUUUCCAGCUGCGCUGUGUGCAAACCCCUGACGCCGCGGACCAGGUGGAGGGAGAGGAGGGAGGGCGGUGCGAGCGCGGGGCUCUCCCACACGCGGCGCCCGGGCCUCCCAUCCCUCCCCGUCCCGCCAGGGCCCUGUGCGCCUACGUGGUGCACAGGAAUGUGACCUGUGUCCUACAGGAGGGAGCAGAGAGCUACAUAAAGGCUGAGUACCGGCAAUGUGGAUGGGGGCCCAAGUGUCCCGGGACAGUCACGUACCGCACGGUGCUCAGACCCAAAUACAAGGUUGGCUACAAGACGGUGACAGAACUCUCCUGGCGUUGCUGCCCCGGGCUCACUGGAGAAGGCUGCCCUGAGCACCUCACAGACCAGGAGUCCACCUCACCCCACCCGGAGCCCCAGAUCCCCCCCGGGCAGCUGGGCCCAGGCCCCAGGCCCCCUCCUUCUAGCAGAGCGGCCCCCAGCCCCUAUGGAAGGAAAGGCCCAGGGUUAUUUGGUGAGCGGCUGGAACGCCUGGAGGGUGAUGUCCAGCGACUGGCACAAGCAUAUGGUACUCUCAGUGGCCUGGUGGCCAGCCACGAGGACCCCAACAGGAUGACUGGUGGCCCCAGAGCUCCUGCUACCCCCGUGGGCUUUGGGGUCAUCCCGGAGGGGUUUGUGAACCCUGGAGACAGAGCUGGAGGGCCGCUUAUACCUCCCCUGGAUGAGAUCUUGAGCAAGGUGACAGAGGUGAGCAACACGCUACGGACCAAGGUGCAGCUGCUGGACGAAGUACAUGGAUUGGCCCUCGGCCACGAGGCUCACCUGCAGCGGCUGCGGGAUGCCCCCCCAUCUCCGCUCACCUCCCUGGCCCUGCUGGAUGAAUAUGUGGACCAGCGGCUGCAUCAACUCUGGGGGGGCCUGCUGGAUGGCUUCGAGCAGAAGCUGCAAGGCGUCCAGAGUGCGUGUGACCUGCGAGUGCAGGAGGUGCGGCAGCAGUGCGAGGAAGGUCAGGCGGCCAGCCGGAGGCUGCACCAGAGCCUGGAUGGCCGGGAGCUGGCCCUGCGCCGGGAGCUCUCGCAGCUGGGUACCCGGCUGCAGGGCCUGAGCGUGGCUGGUGGGGGCAGCUGCUGCAGCCAGCUGGCCUUGAUCGGUGCCCGCAUGGACAGCCUCGAGAGGAACCUGCAGGCAGUCACCGAGGCCCAGAGGGGCCAUGGCCCCCCCACCAGGGAUGAGCUCACGCGGCUCUCUGCUGCCAUGCUCGAGGGGGGUGUGGAUGGAUUUCUUGAAGGCCUGGAGACCCUCAAUGGGACAGCGAGUGGAGUGAGGGGCUGCUGUCUGGGGAUGAAGGAGGGGGGAUGGGGUGUGGGCGGGUUCAGGACCAUACUGGAAGAGCGUGUGCAGAGGCUGGAGGAGCGCCUGCUGACCCUGGCUGGGGACUUAAGCCAUGAUGGCACCCCACCGGGCAGGUCCACACGGCCCCUGGUGCAGACAGAGCUGGCUGUGCUAGAACAACGGCUGGUCUCGCUGGAGACCUCCUGUACCCCCAGCACCACCUCAGCUAUCCUGAACAAUCUCAUGGCAGAGGUGAAGGUCUGGCAGAACCAGAUUGAGGCCCUCCUACGCCAGGUGGCCAGCCACGCGGCCUUGCUCCAGCAGCUCAAUGGCACUGUGGCCGAGGUCCAGGGGCAGCUGGCAGAAGCAGCGGGCAGCUCACUGCAGGGCGAGAUCACCCUGCUCAAGGUCAAUCUGAACUCUGUGAGCAAGUCACUCACAGGCCUCAGCGAUUCCGUCAGCCAGUACUCUGAUGCCUUCUUGGCCACCAACACAUCCCUGGAUGAGCGGGAACGCAAGGUGGAGGCUGAGGUCCAUGCCAUCCAGGAGCAGGUCAGCAGCCAAGGCUCACGGCUUCGGGCUGGCCACAGGCAGGUCCUGAGCCUGCGGGGGGAGCUGGAGCAACUCAAGGCCGGUGUGGCCAAUGUGGCUGGCGGGCUGAGCCGCUGCCAGGACACAGCCCAGGAACUCCAGCUCGCAGUGGGCCACUUUGACCAGAGGGUGGCGCAAGUGGAGGGCGUAUGUGGGAAGCUGGGCCGGAUGGCUGCAGACCUGAACAGCUUGCCCACCGAAUCACUCAGGCCCAGGGAGGGCCUGUGGGGCCAUGUGGACCAGCUGAACCGCACGCUGGCCCAGCACGCACAGGACAUCGCUCGCCUCCGGGAUGACCUGCUAGACUGCCGGGCCCAGCUGGCCAAGCAGGCGUGGCCUGGGCGGGCAAACUAGGCACGCUGGACAGGACCCAACCCCCAGAUCCCACCAACCCUGGAAACCUGGGGACAUCACCCCAGAGCCGAGACCAUGCCUCCCAACCUCCCGUGGCCAGUGCAGGUGCCACUGUAGAGGCCACUGAAGGAACAGUCUUGGUCCAGCUCCACAUGACUGUUUCAGACACCAACACCCAUGCUCAGUGCUGCAUCGACUGGACAGUUCAGGACAGUGGUCAAGGCGAGGGUGACACGCCUGGAGGCCAGGGUGGACCUAAGGGACCUCACAAUCCAGUUUGCCAGUUGCUCUUCUGUGGAUAUAAGUCGGCACCUGUGCAAAGACUGCAGGUCCAUUCUCAGUGGCCCAUCCACAUCUCCCUUUGACCCGGGGCAGUAGGCCCAAGCCCGUGGAGGCUCUGGUUCCUUUGUCCCCUUAGCUUCUCUCCCCAGUCACCUGGACUCAGUUUCUGCAGGAAGGUGCUGCCCACUGGCACUGUCCUCACACCUGGCAGCUUCACAGAUGCUAUUUCUGGACCAAGGACCAAAGGUCCCCCCCACCCCCCACAGGUCCUUCAGGACAGAACAGAAGCACAGACCCAGCCACUUGUUCUCUUUAUUCCUUUUCAUCCCCCACCCAGGGGAGGGCUUAGGCAGCUGUAGGUUCCCAGGGGACAGGACUGGGUCCGGGUGAUCUCUUUGGAGACCCCUGCAAUUUAUGCUUUUCCUUCUCUUCCCCAAAGGUGUUUUCAGGGCACUCUGGUCCCCACAUAGUCCUCUCCUUUCCUUGUGGGGGGAAAUUGUUAGGGCCACUCAUGUAUGUCAUGGCCUGAAUGAGGCCAGGCGCUGGGCAGGAGGCCAUGGCUGGAGGGAGAGGGCUCCAGGCCUAGUUUCCAACAUCCUUCCCCAGCCCCGCCUGGAUGUUCAGGAAGUCAUGAGGAGUUCAGGUAGAACACUACCAAGGAACAGUCUGAAAUACAAGUGUUCAUCUGGCCUGUGCAGUUCCCAGAGACCUGAUGCCUAUCUCUGCUGAGGCUCCUGGCCUCAAUUUCCCCAUAGCAGCAUGGGCCCUCUGGUGCUGUCUUGCAGGUCCCUGUAGCCCUGCCUCUGGUUUCUCAACAUUUGGAAUUCUGCCCUCCAUUGUGGUGCUGUUGGGGGAGGGCGGGCCCGGAUUAAAGCUUUUAGCCUA